Messenger RNA from Fomitopsis serialis, 1791 nucleotides. Its product is annotated as BAR-domain-containing protein. Lineage: Eukaryota; Fungi; Basidiomycota; Agaricomycetes; Polyporales; Fomitopsidaceae. Gene Ontology annotation, cellular component: Rvs161p-Rvs167p complex; mating projection tip; medial cortex. The transcript has 7 exons. The coding region runs from base 185 to 1468 and encodes 427 amino acids. Gene Ontology annotation, biological process: plasma membrane tubulation; endocytosis; actin cortical patch localization. Gene Ontology annotation, molecular function: lipid binding; protein binding. The record is from RefSeq and is a predicted model, not a curated record.
UGCAGUCACCGGAGAGAGUACAACCGCCGCAGUGACACUGACAGGAAGCCGCAGUGCGCCCACUGCCUCCCUCUUGCCCCUCUCUGGCUUCUCGCCCUCACUACAGUACCAGCUCAGACUCGGACUAUCAGGUCAACCACCCGCCCAGUAGCGCCUUCGAGGUCAUUAUUAUUGCGCAGCAAAGAUGAAGGGUAUCUCAAAGGCCUUCGCGCGGACUCCACAUAUGCUGACCACAAGGGUCGGCAUGUCAAAGAAGUCCCUCGACCCAGAGUUCGAAGACUAUGGGCGCCGCUUCGCCUCGAUAGAGACGGCGACCGAGAAGCUUUUGAAGGACACGAAGGCAUACACGGAGGCAGUCACGAACCUGUUCACAUAUGGUGCCGGCUUUGCUCAGCAUUUCGCGAUCGUCUUCCAUACAAACCCCGGCGAGUAUGAUCUUUCUUCCAAGCAUCCGGACUGCGCGCACACCGUCCGGAACGUCGACGACUAUGAAGUAGCCAUGGAGGAGCUCAAGGCUGCUAUCGCUCCGGAGCUGGAGCUUAUCGAGAGCAGGAUCAUGGGGCCUGUGAAGGAGCUGCAGGGCGUGCUUAAGACGAUCAGAAAGACGAUCACUAAGCGGGAACAUAAGCUCAUGGAUUACGACCGGUACAAUAACUCAUUGACCAAGUUGCGGGACAAGAAGGAGAAGUCGCUAAACGAUGAGAAGAACCUGUUCAAGCUCGAACAAGACUUCGAGAUCGCCUCCAAUGAGUACGACUACAUCAACUCUACAAUGAAGCAAGAGAUGCCACGCUUUCUGAUGCAAUGCACCCAAUUCGUUGACCCAUUGUUCCAUUCGUUCUUCUACAUGCAAUUGAACAUCUUCUACAUGAUGCUUGACAAACUGAACGGAUUUGCUGAAGGCAAAUACGACGUCACCGUCACCGGGAACGACAUCGCCAGAGAAUACGAGGAGAAGCGCAGUGAUGCGUGGCAGACGAUCGAGGAACUCAACAUCACGCAGCGAUUCUUGUCUACGACCAAGCUCGUACACGCACACCGAGCCGCGUCGGGGCAAGGUGCUCCCUCCUCUCUCGGGCGCUCACCAACUACCUCUACCACAUCCUCUGUCGCCUCCAGCUUCUCUAAGAAAGCCCCUCCGCCUCCUCCGGGCUCAAACUACUCAGCUCCGCCGCCUCCGUACACGCCCGGUCCAUCCGCAACGUCGCCCGCUAUCGCCAAGAAGGCGCCACCUCCGCCACCUCCCGUCAAGCCAAAGCCCAGGCUUGCAGCGUCGUAUGUCGUAGCGCUGUACGAUUUCACUCCUCAGGCGGAGGGAGACCUCGAGUUCCGCGCGGGGGACAGGAUAGAGGUCGUCGAGCGGACGGAGAGCUCAGAAGACUGGUGGACGGGCCGUGUCGGAGACCGGCAGGGCGUGUUCCCUGGUGAGUUAAGGUUAAGGUGUUCCAUUCGUUCAUACAAAGACUGAGUUCACGCCCUUUUUCAGGGAACUACGUGCAAGAUACCUGAUAAGCGGUCAGGCGAGGCAAUCUUGGAUAUGAGUCGACGGUGGACGAAGUCUGUAACGCGUGUAGGUUGGAGCCGGUCAAGGGUAAUCCGAUUUGUGAAUGAAUCGGACAAGCAGUACGAAAGUUUGGCUGUAUGCGGUUUGUUGCCUGCAGUGAAUGUCCUUCGGAUCUUCUAGUCCGCCGUUCUGUGUGCACAUGACUGCAGCAUGUCUACCUCGUGUGGACGCGCAGCGCUCGUUCUUCAUAUCUAAGGGUAUGAGGCGCAAGUCGCACACUCGCUCAG